Gordionus sp. m RMFG-2023 is the source of this 1334-nucleotide messenger RNA. RefSeq lists its product as uncharacterized. The coding region runs from base 141 to 1130 and encodes 329 amino acids. The transcript has 4 exons. The record is from RefSeq and is a predicted model, not a curated record. NCBI's taxonomy places the organism in Eukaryota, Metazoa, Nematomorpha, Gordioida, Chordodea, Parachordodidae.
UAAAAUAUGUGAAUUUUUAAUCAUUUUAAAAAAAACAUAUGCGAAAAUAGCGCAUGGCACAAAUUAUUUAAUUGUAUCUUCUAAUCCACACUUUUAAUUCUUUAAAAAAAGAAGUAUAUAUAACAUUGAAUAAAAUAAAAAUGAAAUUAACCCAUUACUCCACUGCUCCCGAUAAAACCAAACUUAAACAGGUUGUUAUUCCAACAUUCUAUCACUUAUCCGUCCCUACCCCUCCCGCUACGUUCCAAUUAAAUAGUAAUAAUGGUCUACUAUCCAGAUCGAAUGGGAACCAAAUUAUGGCCCCUAGAAGAUUCGAUCACAGUAUUAUCAGGCCUAUCAAUUAUCAUGGCCACCCCCCUUAUUCAACCAGAGAUAACACUAAAAUUUAUACUGUUCCAACUGAUGUGAUUCCACUAUCUAUUCAUACUAUGACCAACCGCCUGGUUAACAACAACAUGACGACGUCUAUUGCAUCAACAACUACCCCGGCGAGCCAAAUUCUUAACAACCCAACACUGUCAAGCAUUCGAAACGCUAAUAAUAGCAUAUUUAGUCCCGGCGGAUUAUUUAGAGGAUCAGCUCCUACCUAUUAUUCUCCGGCUAAGUUAGAGCGGAGGUGGUACGAUAGUUAUAGGCGAGCCAUGUCAUCUACUCAGGAUUUAAGGAAAGGUUGGAUCGACAAAAGAAAACUAUCGAUAUCAAAUUGGACGAUUCUCUUGGUAGGAUUUGGAUUCAUGAAUUUCAUAUUGGCCAUAACCUUUGGAAUGUUUGGCGAGUUACGCGAUAAUACCAACAAUAUAAACGUUCAUCAUAAAAUAGCCAUCACUUUUGCCUCUACCGGAACCUUACAAAUGAUAUUAGGUAUAUUCCUAUUUUUGCGAUACAUACCUAAAACAUCAUGCUUUUGCUUCGAAUACCUCCUCAAAAAAUUGUGCUUCUCUUCUAACUCGGGUCGUUUUGAAUUCAAUUCCAACCAUCGUAACACACAUCCAGUUCAAAGAAACAAUUUUCAUCCUUCAUCUCCGCCUCCUUCAUAUUCAACUGUUAUGAGGCAAAACCAUUUGUACCCAGAUAGAAAACUCUUACCUUAUUUAAACAAUUCACCUGCUUACCUUAUUCCACCAAACUAAUAGGUUAUUCGUUGUUAUUCAUUCCUUUAUAUAAUGAAUUAUAAUUUAUUAGCUGACAUUAUAUUCAAAUUUAAUGUUAUGUAAACUUAUGAAAUGAGAUUUAUAAAUAUUAGUAAUUAGGUUAGGAAUUCAAUAUUUAUGCUAUUAUACUAUACAUAUAUAUAUUUAAUUUUAAUAUAUAAAAAAUGCUGCAAUAUUUGAAAC